CAACAAAAGCAGCAGGAUCCGGAUCUUGCCUGGCUUGUGUCGGUGCACGCCCUGUGACCCUUGUUGGGCAUCCGCCUUGAGAGUGUUGGCUACAAUCCCUCCCUCGGGCGGAGAAAGCCAUGUCUCGGGCUGACACAAUUUUGUCGGGGUCCGUUGCGGCACCGUCCCAGAGCGGAGUCCGCAGCAUGCAAACAACUCACAGAACAACGUUGAUGCUUCGAGCCAAGGUCGUUGUUGUCGGAGACGCUUGCGUGGGGAAAACGUCGGUGGUGCAGAUGUUCAAGAGUGGCGGCCACGACUACCCAAAGAACUACAUCAUGACCAUUGGGGUAGACUUUGGAGUGAAGCAGGUGAAAGUUCCCGAGACGGACUGCGUGGUAGAGCUGUUUCUGUUCGAUUGCCCUGGACAAGGAGUUUUCAACAAGCUUGAACAGGGGGCGGCAUACUACGAGAACGCAGCGUUUGUGUGUGUGGUAUUCGACGUGAGCAACAGGGAUUCCUUUGAAAGCUGUGGGCGGUGGCUGCAGGGAGUACGAGCGGCCCUGCCAUCCAAGUCGGCACCCCUCCCGGGGGUUGUAAUCGCUAACAAGUCAGACUUGAGGGAAGGAGGGAUAAAUGCCAGGGCCGUCGUCGGAACCGAGGCAAGAGGGGCGACUAUUCGCCCUUCAGAAUGGCCUAGACUACUUCGAAACGUCUGCAGCGGGGGCGAAAGGUAUCGAUGCGCCGUUUCACCAUAUGGCGACAAGGUUCCACGAAACCUACGAGAAGACCAUUGAGGGGGCGGAGGGCGAGGGUGGGCUUCCUUGAAGGACCACCUCGCUUUUGAACUGGACUGAAGCAAGGGCUCCUGUGCUGGGUCAUACUAUGGUGCACAUCCCAAAUUCGCUUGUUUAGCGGUUGAGUUAAAUCGAAAACCAAGCACUGCUAAGUCCUGAGCACUGCGGCACCACGAUUUGGGGCUUUGAAUGAUCAAGAACAGCACCUACUGUAGGACGACGCCGAAACUCAUGCGAAAGGGAGCAAGAUUUUCUAGUAUUCAGCAAGCGACUGGUGGUAGCGCAUGUAGCGAUCGAUAUCCUAUACCUUGGACAAUACUACUGUAAACC
Messenger RNA from Ectocarpus sp. CCAP 1310/34, 1106 nucleotides. Lineage: Eukaryota; Phaeophyceae; Ectocarpales; Ectocarpaceae. The record is from the annotation of a GenBank genome assembly.